Molecule: messenger RNA, 3632 nt
Organism: Mandrillus leucophaeus (drill)
Lineage: Eukaryota; Metazoa; Chordata; Mammalia; Primates; Cercopithecidae
Gene: EPB41L4A
Product: erythrocyte membrane protein band 4.1 like 4A
Exons: 23
Coding region: 1-2307 (768 amino acids)
Cellular component (GO): cytoskeleton
Source: RefSeq, a predicted model, not a curated record
AUGGCGGUUGUUGGGAGUCACUUGGACAGCACAGAGGGAUUAGCAUUGAAAAAACCCAGGGAGUUCUCAUGUGCACUCAGAAGCGGGCACCCUGUGGGGGCCAUGGACAGCAUAUCCCGUAUGGAGUUGGUAGCCUCCAACUGCUGCCACCCAUAUUGGUUAAGGGACUGGUGGCCACUUGCUUCUGGGGGCCGAGGGCCCUUGCCUCCCAACUCCAUCAGCUGGACUUGCGAAGAUACUGUGUCCUGCUUAUACAGUGUCAGGGUGGGGACUGAGAACUUUGCUGACAUUCAUUGGGGUGCAGCAAUAGUACCCAGAAGGCCCAACUUGGGCAUCCUUCACCAGAAGUCCACGAAAGGUUCCAUUGUCCUCGACCACGUAUUCCAUCACGUAAACCUUGUGGAGAUAGAUUAUUUUGGGCUACGUUACUGUGACAGAAGCCAUCAGACGUAUUGGCUGGAUCCUGCAAAAACUCUUGCUGAGCACAAAGAACUGAUCAACACUGGACCUCCAUAUACUUUGUAUUUUGGUAUUAAAUUCUAUGCUGAAGAUCCAUGUAAACUUAAAGAAGAAAUAACCAGAUAUCAGUUUUUCUUGCAGGUGAAACAAGAUGUCCUUCAGGGCCGCCUGCCCUGUCCCGUCAACAUUGCCGCUCAGCUGGGAGCGUAUGCCAUCCAGUCGGAGCUUGGAGAUUAUGACCCAUAUAAACAUACUACAGGAUAUGUAUCUGAGUACCGGUUUGUUCCUGACCAGAAGGAAGAACUUGAAGAAGCCAUAGAAAGGAUUCAUAAAACUCUAAUGGGUCAGGCUCCUUCUGAGGCUGAGCUGAAUUACUUGAGGACUGCCAAAUCCCUGGAGAUGUAUGGCGUUGACCUCCAUCCCGUCUAUGGAGAAAACAAGUCUGAGUAUUUCUUAGGAUUAACUCCAGUUGGUGUUGUUGUCUACAAGAAUAAAAAGCAAGUGGGGAAGUAUUUCUGGCCUCGGAUUACAAAGGUUCACUUCAAGGAGACUCAGUUUGAACUCAGAGUACUGGGAAAAGAUUGUAAUGAAACCUCAUUCUUUUUUGAAGCUCGAAGUAAAACUGCUUGCAAGCAUCUCUGGAAGUGCAGUGUGGAACAUCAUACAUUUUUUAGAAUGCCAGAAAAUGAAUCUAAUUCACUGUCACGAAAACUCAGCAAGUUUGGAUCCAUACGUUAUAAGCACCGCUACAGUGGCAGGACAGCUUUACAAAUGAGCCGAGAUCUUUCUAUUCAGCUUCCCCGGCCUGAUCAGAAUGUGACGAGAAGUCGAAGCAAGACUUACCCUAAGCGAAUAGCACAAACACAGUCAACCGGAUCAAACAGCAUCAGUAGGAUAACUACAAACAUGGAAAAUGGAGAAAAUGAAGGAACAACUAAAAUUAUUGCACCUUCACCAGUAAAAAGCUUUAAGAAAGCAAGGAAUGAAAAUAGCCCUGAUACCCAAAGAAGCAAAUCUCAUGCACCGUGGGAAGAAAAUAGCCCCCAGAGUGGACUCUACAAUUCUCCCAGCGACCGCACUAAGUCACCAAAGUUCCCUUACACACGUCGCCGAAACCCCUCCUGUGGAAGUGACAAUGACUCUGUACAGCCUAUGAGGAGGAGGAAAGCCCAUAACAGUGGUGAAGAUUCAGAUCUAAAGCAGAGGAGGAGGUCACGUUCACGCUGUAACACAAGCAGUGGUAGUGAAUCGGAAAAUUCUAAUAGAGAACACCGGAAAAAGAGAAACAGAAUACGGCAGGAGAAUGAUAUGAUUGAUUCAGCGCCUCAGUGGGAAGCUGUAUUGAGGAGACAAAAGGAAAAAAACCAAGCCGACCCCAACAACAGGCGAUCCAGACACAGAUCUCGUUCGAGAAGCCCCGAUAUCCAAGCAAAAGAAGAGUUAUGGAAGCACAUUCAAAAGGAACUUGUGGAUCCAUCCGGAUUGUCAGAAGAACAAUUGAAAGAGAUUCCGUACACUAAAAUAGAGACACAAGGUGACCCAGUCCGCAUCAGGCAUUCUCAUUCGCCACGAAGUUACCGGCAGUAUCGCCGGUCCCAGUGUUCAGAUGGGGAGCGAUCAGUUCUCUCGGAAGUGAAUUCAAAAACAGAUCUUGUACCACCGCUUCCAGUGACUCGUUCUUCGGAUGCUCAGGGUUCUGGGGACGCUACAGUUCAUCAGAGAAGAAAUGGGUCUAAAGAUAGCCUGAUGGAAGAAAAACCUCAGACAUCUCCAAACAACCUGGCUGGAAAACACACAGCAAAAACAAUAAAAACUAUCCAAGCUUCCCGCCUCAAGACAGAGACUUGAUCCUGAUGAAGGGUCAAGGAUAGGGGUGGGAAGGUUGUGUGCACCACUGGUACUUUCCAAACUGUGAAAUAGAUACCUUGAUUCAAAUCUCAGACCUGCGAGUAUUUCAGCGUAAGACAAUGUUAUAUUUUGCUUUUUUUUUUUUUUUUUUUUUGAGAUGUUACCACUGUCGCCCAGGCUGGAGUGCAGCAGCACCACGUCAGCUCACCACAACCUCCACUUCCUGGGUUUAAGCGAUUCUCCUGCCUCACAGGCGUGUGCCACAAUACGUGGCUCUUUCUGUAUUUUUAAUAGAGACAGGGUUUCACCAUGUUGGGGGCUGGUCUCAAACUCCUGACCUCAAGUGAUUGGCCUGCCUCAGCCUCCCAAAGUGCUGGGAUUAUAGGCAUGGUUUAACUACAGCACAGUCGUGCUGAAGCACCUUUUUGUUUGAACUGGAAGAAUAAGUAUUUUGUAAAAAUUCACUUGAAACCACAUUUUCGUUUCUGGAACAGGCUGGCAAUCAUUCAUUUCUGACUAUGUUGUGUCUGUGUCCACCACAACCAAGACCAGAUGCAUCUGAUGAACGUUCUGGAAAUCUGAACUGCAACUAGCCUGCUGUGCAAUAGUACAAGUGGGAGGACGUCUUCCCAGCUCUGGGUUGGUUCUCAAGUAGCGCCCAGAUGCAAAAGGACUGAGGCAUCACUUCCAGACUGCAGAUAUUUUUAUUCAUAUAGUUCUUUAUAAUACUGUAUUUUGUGGUGUUAAGUUCCACCAGUUAUUUACAAAUGAUGUAAAAAGCUUUGUUUUUAAGUGUUAAUUUCUAAAGUGUUCUUGUCUUGUGUUUUCAGAAGUCUAUGUGGAUUUCAGUUGAUCCCUCACCCCAAACCUCAAAUGAUCUAUCCACCCUGCUUGGCCAUCUAACUCACCUGCUCUCCCCAGUGACUAUUUUGGACCUUUCCUCUCCAUAGAUGACUUUGCAGUCUACGGGGAAAAUACUUACACAGGAUGUCUUACAUCUCCCUCUUACCACAUACAGUUCUCUCCACAGCUGCCAGCAGCCCUAACCUUUUUGUCUCUCCGCCUGUGCUUUGGAGGCUCUCUCCCAGCCUUUUCAGGAUCUUUGUAUCUCCUCCUCCUAUAUUAAUGUAUUCAAUCAUUCUCUCAGCUAGAUCCUUGCUACUUCAUUUUAAAUUUAAAACUAAGACUACAGAAAACUAUCUUUCAUAACUACAACCCCCCACCCUCUAGCAACUAUGAUUUUCCUCUCAUUCUCAGCCAAUCUUCAUGCAAGGAGUUAUCUUUAGUCAUUGCCCUCAAUUCAACUAAUCCAUAUCUUAAGUGAU